This is a messenger RNA of Aphanomyces invadans, 404 nucleotides long. RefSeq lists its product as hypothetical. The coding region runs from base 63 to 293 and encodes 76 amino acids. The transcript has 2 exons. NCBI's taxonomy places the organism in Eukaryota, Oomycota, Saprolegniomycetes, Saprolegniales, Verrucalvaceae. The record is from RefSeq and is a predicted model, not a curated record.
GCGUGCGCAUCACCGCCACGGACGUGACAGGCUCAUAAUUCAAUUGACGUGGCUUGUUCAAGAUGGGAGAUGGCAUCAUGAAGGACUCGGGGGGCUUUGCCUGGAUGUGGGGCACCACCCUCGUGUGCUUAGUUUGCAUCGGAUACUUUAUCUGGAAGAAGAAAGGCGAAGCCACGAUCGCGUUCGCAACGCCCGCCCGCGUGCCAUCGGAAGGGAGCGCAGAAGACGGCAACAACGUGUAUGCCCCGAAUACGACCCCCGUUGUCUCCACUGUGCCUUCCAAAAUUGUCUAAACCCCACCGUACUCUCCUAUUUCAUCGCGUUCGAUCCACUACAUAAUACAACCGUGUGUCCGUAUCGACGUGGGGCGUGUCACGACUGUCGAUUUCCUUCCACAGUUCGCU